Molecule: messenger RNA, 1113 nt
Organism: Rhea pennata
Lineage: Eukaryota; Metazoa; Chordata; Aves; Rheiformes; Rheidae
Gene: TNFRSF25
Product: TNF receptor superfamily member 25
Exons: 8
Coding region: 1-1113 (370 amino acids)
Biological process (GO): signal transduction
Cellular component (GO): plasma membrane
Molecular function (GO): protein binding
Source: RefSeq, a predicted model, not a curated record
AUGAAGCGCGCGGACGCCGCAGCAGCUUGGGUGCUGCUGGCGGCGCUGUGGCUGGCGGCGGGCGGCGCGCCGGGGUGGCCGCGGGGCCCAGCCGCGCCGUCGCCGUCGCCGCAGCCCCCUCGCCCGCGGCGGCACGCCGCCUGGGCCGCCUGUGCCACGGGCACGCGCUGGAGCGAGACGGCUGGCCGCUGCUGCGCCGAGUGCCCCGCAGGGACCUUCCUGCGCUCGCCCUGCACCCGCGCCGGCAACGACAGCGUCUGCGAGCCCUGUCCCGCCGGCACCUUCCACGCGUGGCCCAACACCGCCCCGGAGUGCCAGGCCUGCUACGAGUGCGACCGGCACGCUUUCCAGAGCGUCCUGAGCAACUGCUCGGCCACCAGCAACGUCGUCUGCAGCUGCGAGCCCGGCCGCUUCCGCGACUGCGUCGACGAGCGCUGCAGCGACUUCGCCUGCCGGCAGUGCCGGCCCUGCGCCGGGCGGCUCGUGCAGCGGCCCUGCUCGGCGACGCAGGACGCGCUGUGCGGGAGCUGCAAGCCCGACUUCUACGCCGAGGGCGGCGAGUGCCGGCCGUGCCGCACGCACCUGGCGGAGACGUGCGGCGAGGAGUGCCAGCGGGCGUGCGGCGGGCGCCGAGGCUCGGGGCUGGAGUACAUCCUGCUGGCGCUCAGCGGGCCCCUCUUCCUGGGCGCGCUCGCCAUCUACCACAAGCGGCUGCGCCUGCAGCAGGACGCCGGCGCCUGCAGCCCGCCGCCGGCCACCCCCGCCCGCGGCCGCCCCGAGUCGCAGGCCCUGCUGCGCCGCUGCGCGCCGGAGCGCGACGCCCGCCCGGCGCCCGCCGCCACCCCGCUGCAGGGCAGCCGGCUCUACGCCGUCAUCGACGCCGUGCCGCUGCGGCGCUGGAAGGAGUUCGUGCGGGUGCUGGGGCUGCGCGACACCGAGAUCGACGUGGUGGAGGUGGAGUUCGCCCACGUCCGCGACCAGCAAUACGAGAUGCUGAAGCGCUGGUGCCAGCAGAGCAGCGCCUCGCUCGACCCCGUCUUCACCGCCCUGGAGCGCAUGGAGCUGGCGGGCUGCGCCGAGGCGCUGCGGCUGCGCCUGCAGGACUGCACCUGA